This is a messenger RNA of Myzus persicae (green peach aphid), 1296 nucleotides long. Its product is annotated as lys-63-specific deubiquitinase BRCC36-like. Lineage: Eukaryota; Metazoa; Arthropoda; Insecta; Hemiptera; Aphididae. Gene Ontology annotation, molecular function: polyubiquitin modification-dependent protein binding; cysteine-type deubiquitinase activity; metallopeptidase activity. The transcript has 6 exons. The record is from RefSeq and is a predicted model, not a curated record. Gene Ontology annotation, cellular component: BRISC complex; BRCA1-A complex. Gene Ontology annotation, biological process: double-strand break repair. The coding region runs from base 229 to 1173 and encodes 314 amino acids.
GUUUAGCGCGGAUCUCUCACUACACUGGUACUGAGGACGAGAUCUUUACGCGAUGAAAAUUGCAUGUUACUAUUGAUCAGCAUUGCAUCUACUGCCACUGUGACGUAGUUUCAUAGUGUUCACUAGAGUUAAAUUCGUUGACUUUUGUUUUCCGCCUAUAGUCUUCACAUCGGCACGUCCAUCGGUGUCGUGUGUAAUCGGCCGCGGAGUCUGAGCACAGCCGCAAUCAUGAAUAAACAGUUGGAUCAGCUCACUGACGUCUUCAUAUCGGACGAGGUAUUGUUGAUGUGCCAUAACUUGGCGCUGCUCACGGAAAAAGAAGAGGUUGCCGCUCUGCUCAUUGGCCAGAAAAUAAUACAUGAAAAUGGGACCACUGUGUCUGUGUCGGCGCUAUCGAUACCGCCCCGUGGAGAGAUCAAAAAGGAUCGCGUUGAAAUCAUGUCUGAAGACUUGGUAAAUGCUAUGGAAGAUGCCAAACACUUCUCCCGCGUCAAAGGUGCUAACUUGAACGUUAUUGGCUGGUAUCAUUCACAUCCUCACAUCACUGUGUGGCCAUCUAAUGUCGAUUUGCAAACUCAAUUGAACUUACAAAACAUGGAUUCAUGUUUUAUUGGUAUAAUUUGUUCCUCGUAUAAUACAGACACUACAACAAUGAUGAAAGAAAUGAAAACAGUAUGUUUUCAAGCAAAACAAAUAAAUGGUAUGGUCCACAGAAUAGAUGUUAAAUUUCAAGUUGCACCUACAACCUGUACUAGCAAAUUGUCAUUUGGAGUAAUUGUAAAGCACAUAGAAACAUUGUAUGACGAACUCAUAAAAAAUUAUAAUGAAGCAAAUGAAGGUGAUAUAAGUCCAAUGGCUCAGCUUCAUAAUGAUUCAGUUUACACAUUGUCUGGAAUACAUAUGCUAGAAACAGUGGCUAAACCUAUGCUGCAGAUGUUAGAAACGCAGCGUGAAAGUUCGACUAAAAGAAUUCAAAGUCUUCAAACAAAACUUGAUCAGCUAUCAUUGGGUAUUAAUGACGAGCAUUAUUGUGACGGUACAAGUAAAACUUACAAUGAUCAAGAAAAUAGUGAUGAUUCCGACAACAACUUGAGCCCAUCGGUACCAAAAAUUAAUCAACAUAAAGAAACAAAGAAAGGGAAAAACUCCAGUAUGGUAUCCUCUCCAGUGUAAAUUCAUAAUAAUAAGCAGCUUCAGAAGAAUCCUACUUAAUGAAUUAAUGAAUUUAAUUACUAUUUUAUUUUAUAAUUACCUGUAAUUUUGUUUAAAAAUAUAAUAUGUAUUGUACAUAAAGUA